Molecule: messenger RNA, 3059 nt
Organism: Aureococcus anophagefferens
Lineage: Eukaryota; Pelagophyceae; Pelagomonadales; Pelagomonadaceae
Exons: 7
Coding region: 10-2634 (874 amino acids)
Biological process (GO): anaphase-promoting complex-dependent catabolic process; protein K11-linked ubiquitination; metaphase/anaphase transition of mitotic cell cycle
Cellular component (GO): anaphase-promoting complex
Molecular function (GO): molecular adaptor activity
Source: RefSeq, a predicted model, not a curated record
GUUCCAAGAAUGAGCCUGGUAGGGAAGACGCCACCUUGCAACACAACGGUCGCACUUGAUAUUUCCUCUCCAGCCGCAGAAGCCCUGAGCCUAUGGCCACAGUUUCACAAUGGGGUUGCUGCUGGGUUGCGGCUACGGCCAUGGAGAUUGGACACAUCCGUUGCAUCUAAAUGCCGGCAAUCUGCAUGUGUGACACGGACGUGGAUCGUCUACAACAGACCUUCAACACCCACAUCUCAACAUGGCGGGCUGCUUCUUGCUCUAGGUUUACAACGGCACCUUAGUGUGCUAGCCAUGACUGACAUAUAUGAAUAUCUCACCCUAGGCCACGAUCCAACAACGGUCGGUAUUCUGCUUGGCAUGGCUGUGGCAAAACACGGAACUGCGGACGCAGCAGUGUCGAAGAUGCUAUGCCUCCAUAUCCCCGCUCUUCUUCCACAGCCAUUUGCCGAGAUGGAAGUCUCAGCAGCUGCUCAAACGGCUGCCAUGACGGGCAUUGGCUUGCUCUACUCUGGCACAGCGCAUCGUCUUAUGGCAGAGUUUCUCCUUAGUGAAAUCUCACGCCGUACUCAUGGAGAUCGAACGCGCGAUCGUGAGGCAUAUUCUCUCGCUGCCGGUCUGGCUCUUGGUAUGAUAACUCUAGGACAUGGCACGAGCCUUGAAGCUGCUGGUCUAGCAGAUCUGCGGAUUGCUCAGCGCUUACACCGUGCUCUUACUGGUGGUUGCGAACGUAGAAAGGUGGGGCAGCUUUCGGCAAUCUUGAGCUGCGCUGGUGACGCACGCAAUCGAUACGCAAGCGACCAGCUACGGUGCUCCCGUGUUCGCGAGGGUGAGUACAUCAACACUGAUGUGACGGCACCGGGAGCGAUCCUCGCCCUCGGCCUACACUUCCUUCAAACAAACUCUGCUGCAGCGGCAGCGAGGUUGUACCUUCCUGAUACUCAUGUGCUCCUCGACAACGUGCGCCCAGAUCUUCUGCUUUUACGCGUUGUUGCACGCGGUCUAAUAUUGUGGGACUCUUUGAGACCAAGCAUUGCCUGGGUCGAAGCACAACUUCCAAGAGUUGUGCUAGGCUCUAUGCGUGCACUCAAAUUAUCUGCGCACAUGAAGAUUCUGAAGUCUUCAUGCUAUGGUAAAUUUUGUUCGACUCAUAUUGCCUCAAUACCAAAUGGUGUCGAUUGGGACACGAUUCGUCAGGCACAUGCCAAUAUUGUCACUGGCGGUUGCUUUGUACUUGGCCUGCGAUACGCAGGAACAGGCUGCACCGUGGCGGCUGCAACUUUGCGACAUUUUUUGGUGCACUUUAAGAUGCUGCGUGACACUAAUGAAAACCAAACAAGUUUGAACACCAAAACUGACAUGAUUUCAUGUUUACAUACUCUCCUUUGGCGGCCCGACAGACCGACGUUAGAGAUGUGCCUUGGUGCGACGGCGAUUGCGCUGGGAAUGGUAAUGGCGGGUACGGGUGAUCUUGCAUCUCUUCGACUCCUCCGGGAGCUCCGCUGGCGAGUUGAUGACGGGAUCACCUAUGGUACUCAUAUGGCUCUCCAUAUGUCGAUCGGGCUUCUUUUCCUUGGUGGAGGCCGGGCCUCGCUUUUUCGCUCUAAAGAGUCAAUCGCAGCUCUCCUAACAGCGUUCUACCCUCGAUUUCCCCGAAGUCCAGAAGAUAAUCAGUAUCAUUUGCAGCCUCUUCGACACCUCUGGGUCCUGGCCGUGGAUUGGCGAGGCAUUAAAGCUGUUGAUGUGGAGACAGGAAAGGAUGCUCCAGUGCCACUUCAAGUAGAGCUGCGGAGCCUAGCAGACUACGUUACAAUAAGGGUUGCUGAUGGUUGGUCAACGACACAAAGCAUAAGGAUUAUGGCUCCUUGCCUUCUUCCUCCUCUGUCUGAUAUAAUAUCUAUUCGUGUAGCAUCGGAACGUUACUACCCCGCAGCGCUAGACACCCAGAACGAGCGCCACGCCGCAGCAUUAUCAAAGCUGCUUAUCUACGUUAAGCGCCGCCCAGGCUAUUUGAGUUACAUGCGUGACCCUUAUGCAUUGCGUGAACGCUUGCGCGAGGAAGAAGCAUUCAGAGACAAGGAAUAUGGACAUGGCUCCGUACGGGUCCUAGCACCAUGGGCUCGUCCUCUGCAAUCCUGUCCUGAAACAGGUUUGGAAACGAGUGAUAUUCUUGCAUCGUACACUGACGAUCCGAUCCUUCUCACAUUUGCAAGACAGUUCUGUGAUCACUUCGAUCCACAUACCGGUGGUGAGAUGAAACAAGCUCAAAUAUGGGGCGGUGGAGCAUAUGGCGGUCCACUAGGUGGUGCACCUUCUCACAUACAGCGAUGGUGUGCUCGAAUCUUGCAUGAGUGUGUAGCCUAUGACAAGCCGAUGGUGUUACUUCUGUACAUGCAGCUUCACCAUGCCGCACUUACCAUUCAUUGGGCCAAGCACUCUCAUCACGCAUGGUCACUUCGAAUGACUCUCGAGUUCUACUCUCGGGCUAGCCAUCAUCUUGAUUUGACGUUGCUUCGACGUGACUUUCUCGAAGCGCUUCGAGUACACGCUGAUGCAGUUGUGUGCUCCGUAUCCGAGGAAGAUGUGCCUUAUAUCGAUGUAUUAAAAUCAGCGUUGGUUGUCUUAGAUGGAUGAAUGACGUUGUAAUAAUGCUUGGCCGAUGUAAAACAACAUAAAGAAUUCUCAGAUUUUGGCUGCUGGCGUAGUGUCUUAGGGACGUUUUGGAUUCCCUGCCGUUCGACACGGAGCUCCCCCCUGCGUCGGCUUCUGCCGCCAGCCGUGGCCGGCGGCCGCUGGGCUUACUGGAGGUUACUGCAAGCUCCCAGUUCCAGUAUCUGGCUAGAGAGGCAGAGAGGAGCUUAUCCACUGAGCGGCUCGCUGGCAGGGCCGUGCCCAGGCCGCGCCUGGGCUCCCCUCUGGACACGAGAAACCCAACGAAGCUGAGUUUUCGACUUUGUCCCCCUCUUAGUCGCCCUUAAGCGCCCCGCGCCUGGCGCCGUCUCCGUCGGUGGAGCCCGUAGGGUCUGUGGGGCGGGUGUGUAUAUAGAAUUCAGGGUCUG